GGAGAAAGCAGGUCAAUUGAUUUUCCAGUGAAAAUCUACACAUAUCACUUCGCUUCCCCACGACGACAAAACUAAUGGCUGCUGCUUCCAUUAGUACGACCUUCCUCCCCCUCUACAAACCCAUCAAAUCCUUCGUAUCCACUUCACAAACACCUAAAUGCUUCCCCAAAACAAAGCACGGCGCCAACACCGGUAUCGUUUGGGCGGUUUCCAAGGAGCAAGAUGUGAUUCCCGUACAGAGUAAUAACUUUACGGAUCAUCAAGUUGGUAUCCUGGUGAGUGAAAUUGAGAAGGAGGUUGAAGGUGGAAAAGGCGUUCAAUUUAUUGGUGGGUUCGGUGGUAGUGAAGGAAUAUUGUCUUUUGAAGGUGGGUUUUCGUCUGCGAGCACUUCCGGUGAUGGAAAUCAGGUAGUCGAAGGUGAAAAUAUCGAUAAAUUGAUUGAUAGAACAAGUAACACCACCAUUGUUCUUGCCGCUGGCACUUUCGGUAUUACCAAAUUGCUCACCAUCGAUUAUGAUUACUGGCAUGGAUGGACCAUAUUUGAAAUAUUGAGAUGUGCACCACAACACAACUGGAGUGUAUACGAAGAAGCUCUAAAAGAAAACCCACUUUUGGCAAAGAUGAUGAUAAGUGAAGUUGUAUAUUCAAUAGGCGAUUGGAUUGCACAGUGCUGUAAAGGUAAACCAUUGUUGGAGUUUGAUCGCACCCGCAUGUUUAGAUCUAGCCUUUUUGGCUUCACUCUACAUAGAUCCCUUUCUCACUACUACAAUUAUUUCUGUGAUAAUGUUAUGUUGUUGCUAUAUUCAUUUCAGGUUAAGUGA
Lactuca sativa (garden lettuce) is the source of this 821-nucleotide messenger RNA. RefSeq lists its product as uncharacterized. NCBI's taxonomy places the organism in Eukaryota, Viridiplantae, Streptophyta, Magnoliopsida, Asterales, Asteraceae. The record is from RefSeq and is a predicted model, not a curated record. Gene Ontology annotation, cellular component: cytoplasm; membrane.